GCAGGGAGUAGUGGGAUCUCAGCUGUGCAGGUGCAACAGCUUAGAAGAAAUGUUUACGGUCUGCUAACGUGACACCUAAAUCCUGCAUUAGGACAGAAAUGCUCAGGUAACGUUAUUCACGUCCUAUCCCGCAACAACGUUACCGAUGUCUGCCAAGUUUGAACAAUGGAGUCCUCCAGUGAAUCUGAGACUUUCGACAGAGCGAGGAGACAUCGCUCACGGGGCAGAGAUACCCAGCGAAGACGUAGUCGUGACAAAACUGAUGCUGAUAUUGCCAUUUCGGAGAAAAUUGACACACUGGCCAGCACGUUGCAGGACACCAGUCGCAACCUCCACAGAGUUGAUCAGAUGUUGGGGCAGUAUCGAGAGCACACAGACGAUAAAGCUGAAGCCAUGGCAACACUGAAGGAGAGCUUGGAAGAGUCCAUCCAGCAACUCCAGAGUCAGCGCCUCCACAGGGCACCCCCCAGUCACAGUGGCUCUUUUUCCACCCUACACAGUAGCGACCUGGAGGAUGGCAGCACCUCCGAUGGACCUCGCUACUGUCCCACGUCUCCGCUGAAAGAUUAUGGCGGCUCAGAGGGAGGCGGCAGGAGAAGGUCCAGGUCCACCACCGUGCGCUUCAGAGACUCGGGCCAGGCUGAGGAUAUUCACGGUCUGCACCAGUCUCUCCGAGACCUACGCAGUGACCAGCUCCGUCUGGCGGACGACGUCAACAGAGAGAUUCACAGGAGGAACAGGUCUGAGGUGGAAACCAAGAGGACACUGAAGAAUCUCAAUGGCCGACUCAGCUCAUCACAGGGGGACGCAGUGUCGUCACGUGUUGAGCAGCGUCUUCAGGAGAUUGAGAAGGGGAUUCACUCAGAACAACAGCCAAUGUCUGAGAGGCAGCGACCUCACGUGCACCAGCCCAGCAAUUUUCAGCAGGUGGAGCGUGAGCUGGAGAUGACCAGGAGGAGGCUGGAGCAGUCAGAGGGCGGGCGGGACACUCUCCUCCAGCAGGUGGAAGACAUGCGCGCCCAGCUGCUGAGGACGGAGAGGGAGCGUGCGGAGCUGCAGCAGCAGGUUGCCGGCCUCUUCGCCCCGAGCAAGGGCAGCGGCGGCGGACGCGGACGCGGACGCGGACGCGGACGCGCGGAGGACGGGAGGAGAGACGGGGGACGGGCCCCAGGCCGUGUGGAGAGGGACAGAGAGGUCCAGGACUUGAGAGGCCAGCUGGAGCACAUCUCACUGAGUGACCUGGAGCAGCUCAAGAGGGUCCUGGAGCACAAGGACCGUGAAAAAGCCCAGCUCUCCUCGCAACUCGAGGCCCUGUCGCUGGACGUGGAGCGCGGUGAGCGGCGUCAGGGCGAGCUGCUGGAGCAGCUGCAGCAGGUGCGGAGUCGUUCGGAGGAGAGCGCGGCGGCGGGUCGAGAGCGCGAGCGCGUCCAGGACCAGCUGGCAGAGAGCGAGCGGCGGCGCCAGGAGAUGCGGGCGCGUGCCCUGGAGGCCGUGCGCCAGUGGAAGAGCCGCUGCCGCAAGCUGGAGCGCCAACUGCAGGAGCUCCGCGACCAGGCCAAGCAGGACACGGGCAAGGCCCAGCAGGAUGGCCAGGCUCAGGUGCGUGCGGUAGCACUGCAGGCGGAGGGUGCGCGGCGUGAGCUGGCGGAGGUGCUGGGCCGGCUGGCGCAGCGCGAGGAGGAGGUGCGGCGCGGCGAGCUGGAGCGCCAGCGGCUGGAGCGCGAGGCCGAGGAGGUGCGCCGCGCCUCCGCCGCCCUCCAGCAGGAGGCGCAGCACCAGGCCGGCCUGCAGGAGCGCCUGCGUCAGGAGAGCGGGCGCCAGGAGGAGCGGCUGGAGGCGCUGGAGGGGGAGAGGGCGCGGGAGCGCGCCGAGCUGGCCCGCCUGCAGGGGGAGCUCAGGAGCCUCGGGGCCGAGAGGUCGGAGGUCGCGGGGAGGCUGGCGCGGGAGGAGGCCGCGCGCAGGGAGGCGCAGCAGAGGCUGACGGAGGCGCAGGAGGAGCGCGCCGAGCUGGGGAGGAGGCUGGAGGAGGAGCGCGAGAUCCACAGGCUGCACAGGAACGAGACCGAGGCCCACGUCAAGGAGCUGAAGGCGGAGGUGGCGGUGGAGCGGGAGCAGGCGCGUCUGCUGCGUGUGAAGCUGGAGCGCAUGAAGGAGGAGUGCGCGCGCCUCACAGAGGAGCAGAGCGGCCGGGAGGAGCAGCACAAGCAGCUCCUCAGCAAGCAGCAGGCCCUCAACACACACCUGGAGGACAAGGCGCGGUCCCUGUUGCGUGCGGAGGAGCGCGGGCGUGUUGCGGAGGCCAGUGCUGCUGAGCUGCGCGCUCGUCUGUCCCAGCUGGAGACGGAGCUGCCCACCAUCCUGCAGGCCGUGGGGGAGCACAUCCACACCAGCUGCCUCCUACUGACCACCGACACACAGCACAAACUCACCGCCAUCUCCCAGAGCCCAGGGCUGCAGAAGGACCCUCACCGCUGGCUGGCUGAGACUAAGACCAAGCUGCAGUGGCUGUGUGAGGAGCUGCGUGAGCGCGGGGAGCGAGAGCGGCGUGCGCGGCGUCAGCUGCACCAGAGCCGUGAGCAGCUCAAGAGCCUCCGCCAGGGACGCCUCACCGACCAGCAGCAGCUCCUGCAGCAGCUCAGCCAGCACGAGCACACCAUCCAGCAGCUCAGCCAGGACAAGAGGGAUCUGCAGGAGAGGAGCAGCAGGAAGGACGAGGAGAUGAGGAGCCUGCAGGAUAGAAUCUUGGAUUUGGAGAUGAGCACCAGGCUAGCCCUGGAUCACCUGGAGUCCGUACCUGACAAGCCCAACCUGAUGGAGAACUUCAAGGACCUGGAGGAGUCCCAGCGGCAGCGGGAGGCAGUGGAGCAGCGCUACAGCAAGUACAAGGAGAUCGUGGGGGACCUGCAGAACCAGCUGGAGGAGUCCAAGCGCAAGAUCCACGAGUACCGCGGUGAGAAGCUGGAUGCUACGUCCCGGAGUCUCCAACUAGACGGCCUUUCCUCCUCUUUCCGAGGAUACGAGACCUUCCUGUCCAGCACCCUGCUCUCCAGCGCUGCCGCAGCAGGGCCUCGGCGUUUAGGCUCCGCACCCGAGCCGGACUCCACUUUCCUGGCCAGCGACGCCUCCGCCAUCAGCACUCGUCCGGAGAGAGCUGGCGUGUGACUCAAGCCCAGCGAUCAAACGGCCUUAUUGCUGAUUGCGUCUCCCCUGGUGGCCUGUCAGCACCCCUUUAGAAACCAUGUGGACCAUUACCAUUACCAACUCCACUCCACUCCACGCCGCACCACUACCUCCAUGGCAACAGCUGGCCAGACCAAUCAGCGGAACAGGAAGCAGGGUAAAGUGCAGCUCGAGACGAAACCAUUAGAGAAGUAUUUUUGUAAGGAACGUGAUAUAUGGCAUAUUUUUUAAAUUACCAUCAAUUACCAGCCCUUUUCCCCUGUAAAUUGCCGUCAGUAAGUCGUGUUUCAUAACUACAUAGCAACACGUUUUUAAUGUCAGUAUGUAAUAUGAAAUAUUUAAUGCCAUAGCUAUGUUUUUGGCCCUGUUGUGAUUUCUUUUAAACAGCAAACAUCUUUAAACUGUUGUAACUUCUGCCGUAAGUCUCUAGCCGUGUGUAUUUGAUAUCUUCUGGUCUGUGUCGUGUUGAUGCAGAGCUGGUGCUAAGUCAGGGUAUUUGAAUGCCGGACUAAUCUCAUUUCAAACUGUGGUGCCUUUGGAGCUAUGCAAGCGGAAAAGUACUAGCAUUUCACUAUACAUUUUACUGUACGUCUAACACUACUUUGACGGAAAUUAUUGUUUUGUUUUUUUUAUCUAAAUAUUUUUUAGCAUUGAUGGUCACUGUUUUAUACUAUUUUUGUAAUUGUCAGUAAAAUCCAAAAAAGCUCAAAGAUGUUU
Molecule: messenger RNA, 3897 nt
Organism: Sardina pilchardus (European sardine)
Lineage: Eukaryota; Metazoa; Chordata; Actinopteri; Clupeiformes; Clupeidae
Product: centrosomal protein of 128 kDa-like
Exons: 23
Coding region: 166-3162 (998 amino acids)
Cellular component (GO): spindle pole; centriole
Source: RefSeq, a predicted model, not a curated record